Messenger RNA from Priceomyces carsonii, 2253 nucleotides. RefSeq names its product RNA-dependent ATPase (gene HCA4). NCBI's taxonomy places the organism in Eukaryota, Fungi, Ascomycota, Pichiomycetes, Serinales, Debaryomycetaceae. The transcript has a single exon. Gene Ontology annotation, molecular function: ATP binding; RNA helicase activity; nucleic acid binding. Gene Ontology annotation, biological process: rRNA processing. Gene Ontology annotation, cellular component: nucleus. The record is from RefSeq and is a predicted model, not a curated record. Bases 1 to 2253 code for a protein of 750 amino acids.
AUGGCUAAACCUAAUAAGCCUAAGAGAGAUUUACGACAUGCGAAAAGGGACAAGGAAGAGGCUGAACUCAAAAAGUUGGAGGUGGCAAUUCAGGAGUAUGAUCCGAUAGUAGAUGAGAAAAAUGCAUCUCGCUUCAGUGAUCUUCCAAUAACAAGUCAGACAAUCAGAGGUCUCAAGGAGGCAGGCUUUAUAUCUAUGACUGAUAUUCAGAAAAAGUCUAUCCCAAUUUCUUUAAAGGGCGAGGAUGUCAUGGGAAUGGCACGAACGGGAUCUGGAAAAACUUUAGCCUUCUUAAUUCCAGUCAUUGAGUCCUUAAUUAGAAAUAAAAUUACUGAAUAUGAUGGAUUAGCUGCUCUAAUAAUAUCGCCCACCAGAGAAUUAGCAGUCCAAAUUUUUGAAGUUUUGACCAAAAUUGGGAAAUAUAACACAUUUUCUGCUGGUCUAGUAACAGGUGGUAAAGAUGUGAAAUUUGAGAAAGAGAGGAUAUCGAAAAUGAGUAUUUUAAUCGGAACGCCAGGGAGGAUUUCUCAACAUUUGAACGAAUCAGUAGGGAUUGAAACUUCGAACUUGCAGCUACUUGUCUUAGAUGAAGCCGACAGAUGCUUAGAUAUGGGUUUCAAGAAGUCUAUUGAUAGUAUCUUGGGUCACUUACCUCCAACUAGACAAACACUACUUUUUUCUGCAACACAAUCAGAGAGUGUAAAAGAUUUAGCUAGAUUAUCUUUAACAAACCCUAAAAGAAUCGGUAUCUCAUCUGAUACUGUUCUCUCCUCAACACCAGAGUCGUUAAAUCAGUACUAUAUUCGAAUUCCGCUAGAUGAAAAAUUAGACGUUUUAUGGUCUUUUAUCAAGUCACACUUAAAAAGCAAAAUUUUGGUGUUUUUUUCAUCUUCUAAGCAAGUACAGUAUGUCUAUGAAACCUUCAGGACAUUGCAACCAGGUAUUUCAUUGAUGAAACUUUAUGGCAGACAUCGUCAAAGCACCCGUUUGGAGACGGUGUCUAAAUUUUCUCGAGCACAGCAAGCAUGCUUGUUUGCAACUGACAUUGUAGCUAGAGGUUUAGACUUUCCCUCUAUUGAUUGGGUAGUCCAAGUAGACUGUCCUGAAGAUGCAGCUACCUAUGUUCAUAGAGUUGGACGAGCAGCAAGGUUUGGUAAGAAGGGAGAAUCUCUUUUGAUGUUACUUCCCCUGGAAGAAGAGGGAAUGCUAAAACAGCUUAAUAGUCAUAAAGUUGAUAUAAAACUAAUGAACAUUAAGCAAAAGAAUAAAAAAACUAUUAGACCUCAGCUACAAUCUAUUUGUUUUAAGGAUCCCCAGGUAAAAAACUUGGGCCAACGAGCUUUCAUCUCAUAUUUUCGAUCUGUUUAUAUUCAAGGGGAUAAAUCUGUGUUCAAUAUUGAAGAAUUACCAGCAGAAAGGUUUGCGGCAUCUUUGGGAUUACCAGGCGCUCCUAAAAUCAAAAUAAAAAAUGGAUUGGGCAACAAAGAAAAGAAAAAUGCUUCUCGUCAGUUCUUGGCACUUUCCAAUGGAGCCAAUCUGGAUAUCAUCGACGACCAGAAAAAGGUGAGAACAAAAUAUGAUCGAAUGUUUGAGCGAAAGAGUCAAACCAUUUUGUCAGAAAAUUAUUUAAGUCUCAUUAAAGACCAACCAAAAGAGGAUGAACAGGACGAUGAUGAUGAUUUCAUGAACGUCAAGCGUAAAGAUCAUAAUUUAAAUGAAAUUGAAUUGCCAGACAUGAAUAUCCCUGUUUCUAAAAGACAAGGCAAAAGAGCCUUGUCUAAAAAAUUGUCUCUCAAGUCUAAAGGAAAUCCUACUAAAAUGAUAUUUGACGAUGAUGGUAAGGCUCAUCUGAUUUAUGAGCUCGAGGAUGAAGAAGAAUUCGUUCUUCAGGGAGAUGCAAGAUCGCAGAAAGAUGCAUACGUUGCAAAAGAAAGCGCAUUAAUGAAUAAUGCAGAUAUUCAGGAUAAGAUGACAGCAUCAGAGAAAAAGAAGGAAAAGAAAAGAAGACAGAAAGAGAGGGAAAGAAAAGAAGAAGAGGAUUUUAUAUCUGAGGACUCAGAAAGCGAUCGUGUCGACCUUGAACGUGAUAUGUAUCAUCUGGAAGGAGAGGAGACACUUCCGAAGAAAAAGAAGCCCAAGUGGUUUGAAGGAAAUGAAAUACUUGAGGGAAAUAAAGGGAAUAUUGUGGAUGUUGAAGAACCACAGACAUUGGAAGACUUAGAAGCCCUUACAGCUCAAUUAAUUGAGCGCUAA